Messenger RNA from Soboliphyme baturini, 294 nucleotides. The record is from the annotation of a GenBank genome assembly. Lineage: Eukaryota; Metazoa; Nematoda; Enoplea; Dioctophymatida; Soboliphymatidae.
AUGACCGCUAGUGCACUUCAAAAAGCGAUCGACUUGGUUACAAAGGCGACAGAGGAGGACAAGAAGAAUAAUUAUGACGAGGCGCUGCACCUCUACGAGCAUGCGGUCGAGUACUUUCUACAUGCGAUAAAAUACGAGGCCCAAGGCGACAAGCAAAAAGAGACCAUCAGAGCUAAGUGUAUUCAGUAUCUGGACAGAGCAGAAAAGCUCAAAGAGUACUUGAAGACUGGGAAGCACAAGAAGCCUAUCAAAGCCGAGAGUGAAAAGUCAGUGAACCUGUUAGUUCUUAAGUGA